GAGGCAGUUCUUUACAUGCAUUCCUAAAAUGGCAGAGAGUUCAAAAAAUCUGUUCAGUUCUUUGUUUUGUUUCUAGUAGGCAAUGCUCAUCGGAUGGAAAACAAUUUCAGACUGGGACUACAGGAUGCAAAUUUAAUGGCUUGAGGAAUCCCUGCAAGGAUAACUCAGAGCACAUUCGUGAGAGGAACUUUUUCAUCUGAUUUUGUUUCAAGACUGUCAGUAUUAGCAGAAUCAGGUGAUAAUUUCCGUGUUGCAUGCUACUUCAUGAGAAGACACAUAAACCUCCGAUGUCUUUUGAAGGAUCAACACCGUGAGCUACGUAUAUUUCCUGACAGAUUAGUUGUCUGCAUGAGUGCAAAUGAAACAAAAUCUGUUAACUGGAACCAGGAAAGGCAAGCACUGGGUGGAAAAGACGGCAGUGGCUUUUCACAAUAUUUUGCUGGAUGUGAAGAUAAAGAAAGACCAAAUGUUUCCAUGACUGUGCAGAAAAAGGAAACUACUUUAAAACGCAUUGUCAAGAAAACAGAAGCUAGAACAGAUAAAGAAAACAAGCCUGAAAUGAGCCUUAGUAUCUCAAGGGGGUCUGUAAUCUCAGAAGGGAGUAGGGCAGAUGAUAUGGUACAGACGUUAAUGACUGCAACAGUUCACAGUGUCAGUAAUGAAAUGAAAUAUACACAGCAACAAGAACACUUCUUAGAGAAAGUUGAGAACUGCUCCCAGCUUCAUAUUUUAGAAACUAAAUAUUCUGUUGAUGAGAGGCAGACAGAUCAAACCACUGGCCAAAUGCUGCCUUGUGCUGUAGAUGAGCCAAAUACAGAAUCUGAAAAAAGAAACUCAUUUAGCAGUGGAAUAACACUACCAAAUCCAAACCAUUCUGAAGCACCAGGUAGAACAAACAGUAAACAGAAAAAGCACUGUUCUGAGGACAAGACGUGUGAUGCAGAGAGAGCAUCCCUUGGAAAAGAGGAACUAAAUUCCAGUGAGAAUAAGCUCUUCCCUUCUAAACUAGCAGUGAAAAUAAGUCCCGUUAAGUCUUUAUUACAAACAUCUAUGAGGAAGUCACCCUCACAAUCCAGCUUUUACACUAAGAAAGACUUGGUUAAAACCACAUCGGAUGAAGAGUUGCUUACUUUGGAAAAAUUUCCCUUGAGAUCACUCUUCAUGAAAAAUAACACUGAAAAGACAAACCAAAACAAGCCAACCGCAAACAGAGAUGAAUUAUCUUUAGUGCCUAUAUCCUCUCACUCAGAAAUUAAGUGCAGGCCUUCAGAAGAAUUUUUCCAGGAAAAAAUGGAAUGCGUAGAAUAUGUGCCCAGAAAACUGAAACUUCAGAGACAGAAAAAGCCUUAAAAUUUGAAGUUGUAUGUCAAUUAACACUUUGAAGAUUGGUUAAAAAAACAUCCCUGCUUUUUCCAUAUGAAAAGCUGUAUUUCCAUACUGUGUUUUCUGAUUUACUUAACAUGUAUGACUUUUUAAUGUAUGAGUAAAAAAUAGUUAUAAGCAUGUAGUGCAAAUUUUACAGCUGUUACAAAACAGAUCCCUGUCAUGUUAUAUAAUUGUAUUUUGAUUUGGUCUAAUACAUUCUUUUUACCUGUUUUUUUCAUUUGUGAAAUUCUAGUAGGACUUACUCAGAAAAUCAGCAAUUUUCUUAUACAUGUCUGAUAAAAGAAACUUGUCUUUGUGCUGUUGAGAAUGCAGUUAUUGUUUACAGAGAAGUGAAAUACUCUUCUGUGAAAAGAUGUUUGCUGAAGUAGCUCUCUCAAUUCGACAAAACAAGAUUAGAUGCAUGGUAUAACUUUUAACAGUGCAUUCUUAAGCCUUCUGUAUAUAGUUUGAUCAUUACAGGUUUUGAGGUUAAUUUUUGGAAAACAUAAACACUUCUAAAUUACAUAUGCACAUCGGAGUUAACCUGAAAUGGAUUUUACAGUUCAGGUAUUGAGUUUUAAUAGAGAUGAACAUUUUGCUUUUGUACUAGUGAUCGUUUUUCAUGGUUUGCCUCACUUCAGCUUGUUUAUAAUAGAAUUAAAAUAUUUUUUAAACAUGA
Molecule: messenger RNA, 2044 nt
Organism: Protopterus annectens (West African lungfish)
Lineage: Eukaryota; Metazoa; Chordata; Ceratodontiformes; Protopteridae
Product: protein SLX4IP-like
Exons: 5
Coding region: 265-1350 (361 amino acids)
Source: RefSeq, a predicted model, not a curated record